AUUGUUUUUUUUUUUUCUUUGUAUGGCGGACGAUUGGAAGCUCGUUCGCGACUGGCUCGUGCGUGCCGGCGCGCUUCCGUCCAACUCAUCCUGCAACAAUGGCAAUGCCGAGCUCGUCGACCUCGCAGUCGCACUCAAGGACGGCACCGUGCUCUGCGCACUCUCAAACCGGAUUCUCGCUGGAUCUGUGAGCAAAGUGCAUCGCCAGCCCAGAUUGCAGUUCCUGUGCUAUGAAAACAUUGCCAACUUCCUCGAUGCAUGCGUCAAGACGUUCGGGUUGAAGCGCGCCGAGUUGUUCGCGACGGAGGACUUGUACUAUGGCAGCAACUUUGGCAAAAUCAUCACGACGCUCGACAAGCUCUCCAAAACGCCAUUCUCGGCGCAGGCAGGGCUGCUGGGCAUUCUGCCAUCUGCGGCAACGGGCGGUACGCAAGGAAACGCUGCGGCGCGCCGGCCCACUGCGGCACGGCCUGUGACUCCCGCGGAAGACUUGUACGGAACGCUGCCAGACAUGCUCGACACUGCGCAGGCCAAGUCCAACAGGGCGCAGGCGGGCCCGCAGUCCAUCCCCGGCCUGAUGGACGACUACACGACGCCAUCGGAUAUCGACGAUGUGUACCAGGGCAUGCAAGACUUGCAGCGUGCGCGUGGCACGACCGUCCGCCGCCAGCAGCCCACCAACAAGGCGCAGCAGGCAGCCAAGCACACUGCCCGGCUUUCCACCAUCUCGCAUGCUCAGCGAGACGCCAUCCCGGUCCUGCCCGACACGGGCAAGCGCUCGCACAUUAUCAACGAGCUGAUGAGCACCGAGGCGUAUUUCGUCGCGUCGCUCGACAUGAUUGAAGACUUUUUUUACAAGCCGCUGGUCAGCUUUCUCGACGCCCAGACUGUCUCCACCCUGUUUUGCAACCUGAAGCAGCUGCUCCAAGUGCACACAGACAUCAUGGAAGCGCUCAUCAGCUCGAUCGAAGACAACCAAGGCAACGACAUUGCCAAAGCGCUCGUCGACCAUAGCCAGCAGCUGAUGGCCUAUGGCGAGUACUGCGCCAACCUUCCCGAUGCCAUGAACCUGCUGCAAGAGCUCCAGCUGCGACCGGAAUUUGUCAAUCGAAUGCUGGCCAUCCAAGAGCAGUCUCAGCAAAAGUUCCGCUUGGGCGACUUGCUCAACAUUCCGAUGCAACGUAUUCUCAAGUAUCCCUUGCUUCUGAAGGAGCUUCGGAAGUGCACGCCAGAGUCUCAUCCCGAUUCUGACAACAUUACCGCAGCCAUGACGGCGAUGGAGAGUGUGGCGACGUUCAUCAACGAUACCAAGCGUGAUAAAGAGUACUUGGCGCUCGCUGCCAACCUGACAGACAUGAUUGAGGGCGACACGGGUCCACUCAUCAGCUACGGAAAACUCUUGCGCGACGGCGAUCUGGAAAUCCGCACCAAGGACGACAGCAAGCCCAAGCAACGCUACAUCUUUUUGUUUGAGACGGCGCUCAUUGUAUGCAGCAUCAUCUCGCCGAGCAAGUACCGGUUUAAAAAGACAUUCAACCUGGUUGGCGGCACGCUGGAAGACGUGGCCGCCGUGCCGGGUCUGCCGAUUCAUGCCUGGUCGUUCAAGACGGCCGACAAUUCCCAGAACUGUCUCUUCAUGGCCAAGACGCAGGAGACCAAGCGUGUGUGGCUGUCUGUCCUCAAAAAGAUUGUGAAUGACCUGACCGAGCUGGAGAACGCGGCUAGCUCGCAAGGCAUCCACAAGGGAUCAAAGCACAUGUACAAGCGCCACAAGCAAAUGCCCAAGGCGAGCUGCCUCUACUGCCAUGCCUACAUUUGGGGCGAAGGCUUGCGCUGUCAAGUGUGCAUGGUGGACAUUCACCUCAAGUGCAUCGGUUUGAUCCACCCUUACUGCUCCGAGACGCGCCAGCACCUUACGCACGCCAACAAUCUGGACGGCGCCGACAUCAAGGGCGGAAGCCUCACUGCCAAGGCCCGCACGUGGCUCAAGGUCAAAGGAGGAGGCACGGUGGGCAAAGCAACGGGCGGGGCGGCCGUCACUGAUCCAAACGGCCCCACUGCCGAUCUGUCGCCGCGUCCUGGUCCGGCUGUCAAACCCCGUCCAAACGUCACCGGCCUGUUCCCCCCGCCAGUGGCUCCCUAUCAGCCGCCCCCAGCGAACCAGCCGGUGCAACCCCAAGUUCAGCCAGUUGCUGCUCCCGAGGGCGAGUCGGGUGACGCCUUUGUUGCCGUCGAGAAUUUUGCCGCCAGCAACGAUGACGAGCUCGACUUUGCUGUUGGCGACACGGUCAUGUUGCUGGAGCGCACCACUGAAGAUUGGUGGCUUGGCUCUGUCCGCGGCCGUCAAGGAUACUUUCCUGCCGUCCUUGUUCAACCUGCACCAAUCAAGCCAACUGGUUCAACGCGGUUUCCGGCACCAGAACCCGUUCCUGCUCCUCAACCACCUCGCCCCACGGCAACGUCGCCAACGUCCUCGAGCGACUUGGAGGGCUAUAGCUGGUUCCACGGACCGAUUUCCAAGGUACAGACGCACGAUUUGCUGGUGAACGAAACGCCUGGUACAUUUUUGGUGCGGCAAUCGGAAACAGGUACAGGGUGCACUCUGUCCUUGAACACUGCGGCUGGCCUCAAGCACGUCCGCAUCAAGCCUGGUCCGGAUGGCGCGGGAUUUUGCUUGGCGGACACCAAAGUCUUCCCAUCUGUGCAAGACUUGAUUGCGUACUACUUGCGGGAGUCGCUCGCGCAACACUUUACUCAGCUCGACUUUUCACUCAAGGCCACCGUCCCCAGGCGGCUUGCUCCUGCUCCACAACCAAGCAUUUCAGCCCCUCGAGCGCCCGUUUCGACUGGGCAGACCAAGGUUCCCGUGCCAUUCACGGCACCGCUUCCUCCAGGCGUUCACGAACCAGCCGUUCCCGAGCGUAAGUUGCCAUCGUCACCAGUGAACCCGGUAGCGCCUGCACCCGUAGCACCAAAGCCCGCUGGUCCUGGCGCUGCACCGAAGCCCUCUGGUCCCGCGGUACCAAAGCCCGCUGGUCCCGCGGCACCAAAGCCAUCCGGUCCCGCGGCACCAAAGCCCGCUGGUCCCGGGGCGCCCAAGCCGAUCGGCUCUGCUGGCCCUGGCGUCGCUCCAAAGCCAAUCGGCACAGCCGGUCCUGGGGUUGCGCCGAGGCCUGGAACUGGCAAGGCACCAGGAACAGACUCAUCUAAGCCGCUUGCUGGCACAGCCGCUCUCCGAGCAGCUGCAAAAUUGGGACAGACGUCUGCAGAUGCAGGCAUUGGGUCAAAAGACCAGAAGCCGGUUGUUCAGGCGCUGUAUUCGUACCAGGCCAAGCACCCGGACGAACUUGAGCUGUCGAUCGGAGAUUCCAUCGAGGUGCACGAAAUGGAGGACUCUGGGUGGUGGAAGGGUCGCAUCAUUGGCAAAUCGAUGAAAGUCGGCGUCUUCCCAUCAACCUACGUCACCGACAUUCACGGCAACCCUCCUCCUGGCUACAAGCCCCCUGUGACCAUGUAUCCCAUUGUCAACGCACAGGCCGAGUACUCGGAUGUGGACGAACCGCGGCCCUAUGAGCUCCCGCCAGACGAUGACGAUGACGACGACGACGGUGCCCCGAUGUACGAACAGCCCCGCGAUGACGACGAGGAUGAAGGUGCCACGUACGAGGUGCCCCCGGAUGAUGACGGAGCUGAAGAUGACGAUGACUGGUGAAGGAUUUGAGCGGCGUGCUUUCUUUGUUUUUUUUUUGGUCAUGUUUCGGCAUGCACUUGUUAUGUUUCUGCAUGCAGCUGUUCUUUACGUUUUGUUUUCUCGUGUCGCUUGUGUUUUUGUCAGUCCUUCGUGACGGUUUGUUUUUGUGUCUCUGUUCUUGAAAAUCAGUUGGAUGUCUAAACCUUUGAAACAU
This is a messenger RNA of Capsaspora owczarzaki ATCC 30864, 3905 nucleotides long. RefSeq lists its product as hypothetical. NCBI's taxonomy places the organism in Eukaryota, Filasterea, Ministeriida, Capsasporidae. Gene Ontology annotation, biological process: cell migration; regulation of GTPase activity; intracellular signal transduction. Gene Ontology annotation, cellular component: cytoplasm. Gene Ontology annotation, molecular function: protein binding; guanyl-nucleotide exchange factor activity. The transcript is spliced from 7 exons. The record is from RefSeq and is a predicted model, not a curated record. Bases 23 to 3712 code for a protein of 1229 amino acids.